CGCCUGGGCGGUGAAUAAGAUCGCUGAGGCGCCUCUCCAGGCGCUGAGACAGCUGAUCCCUGACACAUAAGGGUUAGUAGGGUGGAACCUGCUGAGCUCGGAGUCCACCGACUCACUGGGACCAGAACGGCGAACCUGCGGCGGCUGGUGACGCGCGCGUCCUGCCUCCUCCUCCCGCCUGUCCCCGGGGGGAGCGUGUUGGUGACGUCGGGGUUAUGAUGGCCGCCGGGAGGCCGGGAAGGUGAAGGGCACUUCCUCACAUGCCACUCCAAUACCUCAAAUUGGUGGAGUCAACACAAUCAGUAGCCAACCUCAACCUGAGACAGGACAGAGGAGAACUCAGAUUCUUUUCGUCUUUUUGACUCCAGCCAUGUCCAUGAUGGCCACCCUGUGAAGGUCUCUCACCAUCCAUAAACGCAAUGUCCCUGCUCUUCUCUCGAUGCAACUCCAUCAUCACAGUCAAGAAGGAUAAGAGACACAUGGCUGAAGUGAAUGCUUCCCCGCUCAAGCACUUUGUCACCGCCAAGAAGAAGAUCAAUGGCAUUUUUGAGCAGCUGGGGGCCUACAUCCAGGAGAGCGCUGCCUUCCUUGAAGACACCUACAGGAAUGCGGAACUGGACCCUGUUACGACAGAAGAACAGGUUCUGGACGUCAGAGGUUACCUGUCCAAAGUGAGGGGCAUCAGCGAGGUGCUCGCCCGGCGGCACAUGAAAGUGGCUUUUUUUGGCCGGACGAGCAACGGGAAGAGCACUGUGAUCAAUGCCAUGCUCUGGGACAAAGUGCUGCCCUCCGGGAUCGGCCACACCACCAACUGCUUCCUGCGGGUGGAGGGCACAGAUGGCCACGAGGCCUUCCUCCUCACGGAGGGCUCAGAGGAGAAGAGGAAUGUCAAGACUGUGAACCAGCUGGCCCACGCCCUUCACCAGGACGAGCAGCUGCAUGCCGGCAGCCUGGUGAGUGUGAUGUGGCCCAACUCCAAGUGUCCGCUUCUCAAGGAUGACCUUGUGCUAAUGGACAGCCCUGGCAUCGAUGUCACCACAGAGCUGGAUAGCUGGAUUGACAAGUUUUGCCUGGACGCUGAUGUGUUCGUGCUGGUGGCCAACUCAGAGUCCACCCUGAUGCAGACGGAAAAGCAGUUCUUCCACAAGGUGAGCGAGCGCUUGUCCCGCCCUAACAUCUUCAUCCUGAACAACCGCUGGGACGCGUCUGCCUCGGAGCCUGAGUACAUGGAGGAGGUACGGCGGCAGCACAUGGAGCGCUGUACCAGCUUCCUGGUGGACGAGCUGGCCGUGGUGGAUCGAGGCCAGGCUGGAGACCGCAUCUUCUUUGUGUCUGCCAAGGAGGUGCUCAACGCCAGGAUCCAGAAGGCCCAGGGCAUGCCCGAAGGAGGGGGCGCUCUUGCAGAAGGCUUUCAAGUGAGGAUGCUUGAGUUUCAGAAUUUUGAGAGGAGAUUUGAGGAGUGCAUCUCCCAGUCGGCUGUGAAGACCAAGUUUGAGCAGCACACGGUCCGGGCCAAGCAGAUCGCGGAGGCUGUUCGCCUCAUCAUGGACUCUCUGCACAUCGCUGCGCAGGAGCAGCGGGUUUACUGCCUGGAAAUGCGAGAAGAGCGGCAGGAGCGGCUGAAAUUUAUUGACAAGCAGCUGGAGCUCUUGGCGCAAGACUACAAACUGCGAAUUAAGCAGAUUACGGAGGAAGUUGAGAGGCAGGUGUCCACCGCGAUGGCUGAGGAGAUCCGGCGCCUCUCUGUGCUGGUGGACGAGUACCAGAUGGACUUCCACCCUUCCCCAGUGGUCCUCAAGGUUUAUAAGAAUGAACUGCACCGCCAUAUAGAGGAAGGACUGGGCCGAAAUAUGUCGGACCGCUGCUCCACGGCCAUCACCAGCUCCCUGCAGACCAUGCAGCAGGAGAUGAUAGACGGCUUGAAACCCCUCCUUCCUGUGUCUAUGCGGAGUCAGAUAGACUUGCUGGUCCCUCGGCAGUGCUUCUCCCUCAGCUACGACCUGAACUGUGACAAGCUGUGUGCCGAUUUUCAGGAGGACAUCGAGUUCCAUUUUUCUCUCGGGUGGACCAUGCUGGUGAAUAGGUUCCUGGGCCCCAAGAACAGCCGCCGGGCCUUGAUGGGCUACAACGACCAGGUGCAGCGGCCCAUGCCCCUGACCCCAGCCAACCCCAGCAUGCCCCCACUGCCCCAGGGCUCCCUCACCCAGGAGGAGCUCAUGGUUUCCAUGGUCACCGGCCUGGCCUCCCUGACCUCCAGGACCUCCAUGGGCAUUCUCGUUGUUGGAGGAGUGGUGUGGAAGGCUGUGGGCUGGCGACUCAUCGCCCUCUCCCUUGGCCUCUAUGGCCUCUUGUACGUCUACGAGCGUCUGACCUGGACCGCCAAGGCCAAGGAGAGGGCCUUCAAGCGCCAGUUUGUAGAGUACGCCAGCGAGAAGCUGCAGCUCAUCAUCAGCUAUACCGGCUCCAACUGCAGCCACCAAGUCCAGCAGGAACUGUCUGGGACCUUUGCUCAUCUGUGCCAGCAAGUUGAUGUCACCCGGGAGAACCUGGAGCAGGAAAUUGCCGCCAUGAACAAGAAAAUUGAGGUUCUUGAUUCGCUUCAGAGCAAAGCCAAACUGCUCAGGAAUAAAGCUGGUUGGUUGGACAGCGAACUCAACAUGUUCACGCACCAGUACCUGCAGCCCAGCAGAUAGUGGGCAGCCCGGAGCCGGCGCCUGCGCAGGGAGGGGCAGCGCUGCCAGCCGCGAGGGGCCUCCCGCCGGGGCCACGCGCAGCUCCCGUCCGUUGCCGCCACCGUGAGAAUGAAAGCACCCACUGUCUCCCACCGUUUUGAGCCCUGAGACGCUAGUUAUUUUCCGCCUCCUUUGCCUGCUGUUGCAGGAAGAUAUUCUGGCUCAUACCCCUAAAGGAGACUUUUUUUUUUUCAGUGAUGACUCUGGACAGCAUGAUACUGAGGAGUGAAGUCGAGUCUUUUCUCUGUUUGUCAGGCUCUGUUGAUUGAGAAUCAUCUGAUUGCUUGAUGAGGCCUUGGGAUCAGCCAGCAUUGCAGAAGGCCUGGUUGGGCCUUUAAGGAUAUCAGGCAGACACCCCCUCCUCCAGCCAACGCUAACACUGACCCACGCGCACCUGCCUACGGCGCACCCCAGCGCAUCCGCAGAGAAAGGCCACCUUAGGGGGUGGUUGCAUUUUCUUCCCGGAUUGCGCUGGGAACAGUUCCAGGAAGGCCAAGGCUGUCCCAGGAGGGUUGUGGCUUACGUGUCAGUUUGGUCCUUCGGCUUUCAUUCUUCGUCCCACCUGCAGAGCCUUCCAGACCAGCCUUUCAGUCUUGGUGGUGGGGCUGAGAGUGCAGAGGUAGCUGGAACGCUGAGUGGCGUAGGGGAGGGGGCGUGUGGAGGGUGUGUCCUAAUACCCCUGCUGUCACGGGUGGCCGGUGCCGUGAUGGGGAGAGACUUGCCUCCUUCUCCUCAUUCUGUCCCUUGUUCUGGUUUCGGUCCUUAGCCUAUUAUUCUGGUUUCUUAUUCAUGAAAGAUGGUUUGGUCCAGAUAGUUAAAGGAUGUAGUAGAAGGAAAGAUGGCGGAAGGAGGGAACCUUGGCGGCAGGCUGAGAGGAGUGGGCCCCUCCCAGGACAGCUAGAGAAUCUGGAGUUGAUGCAGAACAGGACCUUGCAUCUGACCUUGCUCUGUGAGGGGCUCGUGGGGUCUCAGAGCCCACUCUACUAGCUUGAUGUUCCAUAAGAGACAUGUUCCCACCCCUCACCCCGCCUCGGCCCAAGCUGCCCUUGGCCACCAGACCUCUGGAUGAAGUCUCCUGUGCCAGCGAUGCUGCACGUGGCCGAGAGACAGUGCGGGGAACCCAGCACCCAACCUCCCACCCUCCCUGAUCCCAGAGCCUCCAGCUGACACGUGGGGCCUCGUGUUGAUUUUGAGAAGUGUUUCCUGUUGUUGAGUUUGGGGAUUGUUACCGGUCAAAGUGGGGGCAGGUUCCUGUCUCCAAGGUGUUAACUGUCUGGGGCAAACAGCCUUCGGGUGACAGCCUUUGCAGGGCAGGUCAGAGAACUUCCUAGAAACCAGUGGCAUGUCUCUCCCAGAAAGAGGCUCAGGCAGAGAGGUGGGGCUUGUCCUGCUCUCUUGAAUCCACCCGCCCUCCGACUUUGGGGAAAUGACUUGGUGGCCUCUGCUCACUGGUGGGUGGCACGCAGGUGGCGUGCUGUCCAGGUGCCCGCUUGUCCUUCAAACCCUCAGUCUACCCUGGUGCGUGGAACAAAGUGAUGGACUUCGCCGAGGCCGCCAUGCGGCGGGAGGGCGCUCUGAGCUUUUUGCCAGCCUGGAUGGUGGUUACCUCCCAGUGUGUCUGGAGAAAUCAGUGUCACACAAUUCCAAUGAAUCUUGUGCUUUUGGGGGGGUGGUUAUUAUUUAGAAUAACUAAACAUGAAUUUUUUUUGAAUGUAGCCUCUGGGCAAUGAAUGAGAUUUUGAGCUUCUUAUACAAUAAGUAAAAUUGAAAUUACACCACUGAGGGCGAGACUCUGAAAGAACUGUGGCAAAAAGCACUUUAAUUUAAUGCUGCUGACUUUGUUCUCUGUUUUUAUGUUCAUUUGCUGGAGUGCAAGACGUGCUUGACAUGGUGGGUUUUUUCUCUGAUGUAUUUAAGGUGAUAUAUUUGCCUGAAUUAUUCCUGUAUCAUUGCUGAUAAUAUUGAACACUAAAAUAAAACCUAGUUGGAAACCA
Messenger RNA from Balaenoptera acutorostrata (minke whale), 4726 nucleotides. RefSeq names its product mitofusin 2 (gene MFN2). Gene Ontology annotation, biological process: mitochondrial fusion; mitochondrion localization. Lineage: Eukaryota; Metazoa; Chordata; Mammalia; Artiodactyla; Balaenopteridae. The transcript has 20 exons. The record is from RefSeq and is a predicted model, not a curated record. Gene Ontology annotation, molecular function: GTP binding; GTPase activity. Bases 420 to 2693 code for a protein of 757 amino acids. Gene Ontology annotation, cellular component: mitochondrial outer membrane.